AUGGGUGUGACUGGCUGACUGCCGAGUAUUAUCGGCCAUGGUGUUGCUGCAAAGGAAAAAGAAUGAUGUCAACAGUGAGGCUGAUGUGUUUGUAAUCCCAUUCGGUUCCUGGACCAAGUCGGAAGCGGGUGGAUUCUGGUGGAAAUCUCCAAGCUUGGUAUAGUCAUAAUGGAAUAUGUCAAAAGGGAAUUUCGGCUCAAAAACUUUGGCUUUUGCGACACAUCACCGGAGGAGUUUUACCGAUUUCAGUUCUAUUGGCCAAGUCAGCCGACAAGCUAUGUUGUCUACCGUGUAAUCAUCGCUUUCUACCAGACCCUAUGGAACUCCUUGGUCAUCAUUUACUGGGACGAUACUCGCUUCUAUCGGCCUAUCGAUAGCAAAGCAAAAUGGCCGAUAUAUCUGUCGAACUGGUCCUUUUUCUUCCUCACCUUGUAUUUCGUCAUAGCUGCGGCGUCUGCUGUGACGUAUCAUUUCAACAAGAACAAGGCUAAAGUAUCUUCGACAUCACCAGAGUCAGUUCGGAUGGGAUCCAUCAAAACAACUUCACCGAUUCUACCCUCGACCGAGGAUCCGGCAGAACCGGACUCCUCCCUUACCAGUCGACCGUUACCAUGGUACUUCAAGGUCACGUGGUGCCUCCAGACUAUUGCGUCAUCCGCCGUUCUCUUCGUUGCCAUGGGUUACUGGUUCUUCGAAUACGACCCAGCGCUGGAGAAACUCCACGUCUUCACCCUCCACGUGCACGCCGUCGGGACGGUUCUGGCAAUAAUCGACUUUACGGUUUCCGCGCAUCCGUUCCGGAUACUCCACUUCGUCUAUCCGAUGUUAUAUUUCACGGUGUAUGUGAUAUUCACCGUCAUUUACUACUACGCGGGGGGUCUAAACCCGUACGGUGGUAAGGAGAUGUACGAGGGGUUGAUAGAUUGGGAAGAUGGUGUAAAACCAAGCGUCUUCAUGGCUUUAAUGUUUACCUUUGUGGUUGGUCCGGUGUUACAUGCCAUGUAUUUUGGACUGUACCUCUUGCGUCGUCUCGUGGCCGGAGAGAUUUCGGUGUCGUGUCAGCGGUGUCGAAGGAAUAAGGGAAGUGAUAGGGAUGACAGAACGGGAUGGACAGGCGAUGUAGAAAAGGACGAGGAUCGAAAGAGACUGGACAAUAAUAUUGAAAAUGGCAUCGCAGAAUGAAUAUAUUUUCAAUGUAUUGAUAUACACAAUUAAUCAUUAGUGGCGUCCUAGGACCUAUUUAACAAAGGUGAUGAUGAUAACGAUGAUGAUGAUGCUGCUGCAUGAUGAUGAUGGUGGUGGUGAUGAUGAUGGUCAUGAUACUGCAUGGUGAUGGUAUGAUGAUGAUGGUAAUAAAAAUAAUGACGACAAUAAUGAUGAUGGUGGCAUUGGUGGCGGUUAUGUUCCACAGCAUAAAAUGGACCCAUAUAAAAUGUUUCAAGAUAUUCAAAGGCAUAUUCUCAUCCAAUAAAUUUGGUCUUUGAUGUGCGCCAAUUGAUGUUACGUGAUACUGUUGAGUACAGCUUUAUAGUCUAAGUGAUCCAGGGCUUCAGUUCGUUCAGCUAGUUCAAUGACACAAAAGCUGACAAUUUAAAACUAUCAACUGCAAUCUUACUUUCUGGUAAAUAAAAAGUAACUAUUUCAUACGCAUUUCAUUACACUUGUUUUUUCAUGAAAAUUCAUUGGCCGAGAUUCAAAUUAUCAAUAGUGACCUAACGUUUCAGGAGCGCUCCCGUCCUUGAUCAUGUAUUUGCCUCUCAGCAAGAAUAGGUAGUUUUCGCAUUUACCAUGGGGGAAACUCUUUACAACGCAUCGAUUCCUUUAAAAAUGCAACUUUAAAUCACAAUGAGGCUUUUGUCGAAAGUUGGUGGACUGGGAAAACAUAUCAUCCGAAUAAUUGCACCUGACAAACAAUUGCAAAUAUGUCGUUGUCCAGAGUCCAGAGAUUCCGAUGCUGUCCCGGUCCACCAAUUGUCGACAAAAGCGACUCAGCUCUUCAUUGUGCUUUGACUUGUAUUGUUAUAGGAAGUGGUGCGUUGCAGAGAGUUUCUCCGUAGUAAAUGCGAAAAGUUCGGAAUAACAGAAAACACUCAGUAACGAAAUCCCUGAGUUUGUUUCAAGUAAAUUGCCACUUGGUCUACACCCACUUGGUCUACUUCCCGUUUGGUCUCAUUCCUCGUGGUCGAAUUCUAGCUCGUCCCCAACCAGUCUACUAACCAUCUGGCCUACAUCUCAUUUAGCACAUUACCAGUUCGUCUAAUUUUGCCAUUCAGUCAAUUAACAUUCUCUGUGUCUAAUUUGAAGUUAGGAUACAACCACCUCGCCUAAUAUCCACUUGGUCUAAUGCUCUUUGGUCUAAUUUUAUGGUCUGUAUAUGAAUCAAAUUUUCAUUUUACAAAAUGCAAAAUAAUUAUUAGACUAAAUGGGAACUAAUCUAUCAGGGAGUUAGGGUAAAUGAUGAUUGGACUAAAUGAGCAUAAGAACAAGUGCAGUGUACACUAGACGGUAAAUACAGACCAAAUUGGUAUAGCCCUUAUGGUAUUAUAGACUAUAUGAGACGUAGAUCACUAUCAGCAUCUGAUAUGUAUAUAUUGGUUAUUCUCUGUGUAUUAUGAUCCUUGAAGUACUUUAUAAAGUUUAGGUAACAUUUCAUAGCAUUUCAGUCAAGUUCAUUUCUAAAUUGUGGCUUAUCUAUCAUUAUCAUUGACUAUACUUUUGAAAAUGAACUUUAUAUUCCAUAUUUCUUUUCAUCAGCAAUAAGUAACCUCGCAACAACUUUGAAAUUCUAUGAAUCGAUUUUUUUACGUCCUUUUCCAAAGAUGCAUCGAGGACCGCUAUUCACAAACAGAAGAGGGGCUUCUGGCUAAAUAUAAAGACAUAACAUUGUAAUGAAUAUAAACACUGCUAAAAACAUCAUAGAUGCAGUUUAUUUUCACAAUUAUAUUCAAAUGUUGUUAUACUAUUUAGAAACUAAAACCAUUAUACAGAAUAAGGUUUAUUACUCAUUAACAUUAAGGGAACUUUUAAUAGACUAUUCUUACAAUAAGCUCCAAUAUAAUAAUGUGGUCACUUUUCGUUCGUUAGAUGCUAUAUCAAAAAUAAAACACUGAGUAAAGUUGCUAUUAAA
This is a messenger RNA of Lytechinus pictus (painted urchin), 3127 nucleotides long. RefSeq names its product protein rolling stone-like. The record is from RefSeq and is a predicted model, not a curated record. NCBI's taxonomy places the organism in Eukaryota, Metazoa, Echinodermata, Echinoidea, Temnopleuroida, Toxopneustidae. The coding region runs from base 169 to 1182 and encodes 337 amino acids. Gene Ontology annotation, cellular component: membrane. The transcript is spliced from 3 exons.